AAGUGAGAAGAAAUUAGGGUUGGGCUUUCCUCAUCUUCUCAAAAUCUCUCCCCUCUUCGCGGCGUUCCAUUUGCGGGCAUCGGUUCUCUUUCGCCGCCGUGCGGAGAGAGAAAAAGCGGGAGUGAGGGGUGGGAAGAAAGAGGGGUAGGGUUUUAGAAGGGGGUAGAGAUGAGGGAGAUCAUCAGCAUCCACAUUGGGCAGGCGGGGAUCCAGGUUGGUAACUCUUGUUGGGAGUUGUACUGCCUAGAGCACGGGAUCCAACCCGAUGGCAUGAUGCCAAGUGAUACGACAGUGGGUGUUGCUCAUGAUGCUUUCAACACCUUCUUCAGCGAGACAGGUGCUGGUAAGCAUGUUCCAAGAGCAGUGUUUGUAGAUCUGGAACCAACCGUGAUCGAUGAGGUGAGGACUGGUGCUUACAGACAACUCUUUCAUCCAGAACAAUUGAUUUCUGGAAAGGAAGAUGCUGCAAACAAUUUUGCUCGAGGACAUUACACAGUGGGAAAGGAGAUUGUGGACUUGUGCCUUGACCGGGUUAGAAAAUUAGCAGACAAUUGCACUGGUUUGCAGGGUUUCUUAGUUUUCAAUGCUGUCGGUGGUGGCACUGGAUCUGGAUUAGGCUCUUUGUUGUUGGAGAGGUUGUCUGUGGACUAUGGAAAGAAAUCAAAACUUGGCUUUACCAUCUAUCCUUCCCCACAGGUUUCCACAGCAGUUGUUGAGCCAUACAACAGCGUCUUGUCCACUCACUCCUUGUUGGAGCACACCGAUGUUGCUGUUCUUUUGGACAACGAGGCCAUUUAUGAUAUCUGCAGGCGUUCUCUUGAUAUAGAGAGGCCGACUUACACGAACCUAAACCGUUUAAUCUCUCAGAUCAUUUCAUCCCUGACCACAUCUCUUAGGUUUGAUGGAGCCAUCAAUGUUGAUAUCACCGAGUUCCAGACCAACCUCGUACCUUACCCCCGAAUCCAUUUCAUGCUUUCUUCAUAUGCUCCGGUCAUCUCUGCUGAAAAAGCAUACCACGAACAACACUCUGUUCCUGAGAUAACUAAUGCCGUGUUCGAACCCUCGAACAUGAUGGCAAAGUGCGACCCAAGGCACGGGAAGUACAUGGCUUGCUGCCUAAUGUACCGUGGAGAUGUUGUCCCCAAGGACGUUAAUGCUGCCGUCUCCACAAUUAAAACAAAGAGAACAGUUCAAUUUGUUGAUUGGUGCCCAACUGGUUUCAAGUGUGGAAUCAACUAUCAGCCUCCUACAGUUGUUCCUGGAGGAGACCUUGCCAAGGUGCAACGUGCGGUUUGCAUGAUCAGCAACAACACUGCGGUGGCUGAGGUGUUCUCCCGCAUUGACCAUAAAUUUGAUCUCAUGUAUGCAAAGCGUGCUUUUGUGCAUUGGUAUGUUGGAGAAGGAAUGGAGGAAGGCGAGUUUUCGGAGGCUAGGGAGGAUCUUGCUGCCCUCGAGAAAGAUUACGAGGAAGUCGGUGCUGAGGGUGCUGAUGAUGAUGGGGAAGAACCGGAGGACUAUUGAGUUAGUGGGGAUUCAUUGAGUUUGGGUGUGGCUCCAGUCUUGUUGAUUUGUUUUGUUGUACUUGUGCUAGAUAUGCUUUCAUGUUGCCAUAUAUUUCAAACCUUUGUGGUGGUGGUCUUCUUCCAUGCGUGAUUUUCCUUUUUGGAUUUUUAAAGUUUACUGGGUGUUAACAUGGAAUUGCUUAGAUUCACUUUGGUCAUCUUAUAUUUUGACUUGUAUUUUUGAGCUUAGUAGUUCUGGAUGACAA
This is a messenger RNA of Phalaenopsis equestris, 1768 nucleotides long. Its product is annotated as tubulin alpha-3 chain. The record is from RefSeq and is a predicted model, not a curated record. The transcript has 5 exons. Gene Ontology annotation, molecular function: structural constituent of cytoskeleton; GTP binding. Lineage: Eukaryota; Viridiplantae; Streptophyta; Magnoliopsida; Asparagales; Orchidaceae. Gene Ontology annotation, cellular component: cytoplasm; microtubule. The coding region runs from base 169 to 1521 and encodes 450 amino acids. Gene Ontology annotation, biological process: microtubule cytoskeleton organization; mitotic cell cycle.